GGAGCCGGUGAUAGUGAUGAAGAAGCAGCUGUUGCUGAUGGACUGAUGUUGCUGUGUUGUCUUCACUGGAUUCAGAUACCAUGAGAUUACUGACAUUUAAUGGGAUUACUGCUUUUUUUGGAGGGAUUUACAUUUACGCCGGUGUAUUUGUUCAAGCCAGGAAGGUGUUAAGAUGAAGAGUGUCAGACACGUUAUAGAUGAGAUCAUGCAGCAGGAGAUCAGGCCUCUCCUGGCUGUAGACAUCAUAGAGCAGCUUCAUCGCCAGUUUGCCUUGCUCUCAGGAGGCCGAGGGAAAGAUGGCGCCCCCAUCAUCACCUUCCCAGAGUACUCAGGCUUCAGCGAAGUGCCAGACGACGACUUCCUCAAUGUAGUCACUUACCUGACCAGCAUUCCCAGUCUGGAUGCUGCCAGUAUCGGCUUCAUCAUCAUCAUCGACCGGCGGAAGGACAAAUGGAGCUCAGUAAAGGCCUCUCUGUCAAGGAUCGCUGGGGCGUUUCCUGGAAACCUGCAGCUGGUGUUGGUGCUGAGGCCGUCCAGGUUCUUCCAAAGGGCUAUAGCAGACAUCGGGAUCAAGCUGCACAAGGAUGAUUUUAAAAUGAAGAUUGUGAUGCUGAACUCCCUAUCGGACCUACAUGGCUAUGUGGAUAAAGGUCAGCUGACCCGGGAGCUAGGAGGAAGCCUGGAGUACUGUCACAGUCAGUGGAUACACCACCGAACUGCCAUAGAGAACUUUGCCAUGACUGUGAAAACCACAGCCCAGAUGUUACAGAAGUUUGGAACAGACCUGGCAGAGACGGAGCUGCCCAAUGACGUCCAGUGCACCAAAGACCUGCUGACAGCACACACGGACAAACACAACAACCUCAAGGAUGAACUGAAGAUAGCUUUGAAGCAGGGCACCACCUUGUUAGGUUGUAUCAAGGAGCAGGCAGCAAAGUCAGAGAAUCACAAACUCAACCCAGAUGAGAUGGAGAACCAAACUACUGUGGAAAGGCUCCUAGCUCAGCUGGAUGAGACAGAGAAUGCCUUUGAACAGUUCUGGUGUAAGCACCAUCUGAAACUGGAGCAGUGCCUGCAGCUACGCCACUUUGAACAGGACUUCAGAGAGGUCAAAGUGUCUCUAGACAGUUUGAAGGACAGUCUAACCAGCUUAUCAGUCGUCGGGGAUUGUCUGGCCAGAGUUGAACAGCUGCUGAAGGAACUGAAAACACUGGAGGAGAAGGCUCAGCCAACACUAGAGAAGGCUCAGCUCCAUGCCCUGCACGGCGACCAGCUGAUCCAGAGCAACCACUACGCUGUGGACUCUAUUCGACCCAAAUGUGUAGAGCUCCGGCGGGUCUGCGAUGACUUCAGCAACGAGUCCAAGAAAAAGAUGGAUGUCUUGUCCAAAUCCCUGCAGAUACACAUGGGCAUUGAAAAGGUCAACCAGUGGUGUGAGUCUGGCAUCUACCUGCUAGCCUCCCAGGCUGUGGAUAAGUGUCAGUCACAGGAAGGGGCGGAGUCAGCACUGACCGACAUCGAACGCUUUCUGGAGUCAGCAGAAAAGAACCAACUGACCGAACUGAGGAACCUCCACAACCAGUAUGAAGUUGUCCUGUCUGAGGAUAUCAAGAUCAGUGUCCAGAAGGCACUGAAGCGGCUGGAAGAUGUCCAGGAGAUGUUUGAGAAGCGGCACAUCAGUCUGAAGAGACUGUCAGCUAAACAGACGAGGCCCGUCCAGCCUGUUGCCCCGCGUCCUGAGUCCUCUCCCAAACGGCCCUCACUGAAGAACCCUGCCAGGACUACAGGGAGCCAGCAGCCUCUGGCUCGCAGAGCUUCUGAUAACUCCAACAGCGGCAAGCAGCCAGUCGAAGCUGAUCCCAACAAGAAGAAGAACAUACGACGGGCCAAGGGAGGCAUCAAGAUUGAGGUGAUGCACGAGGAAAGCCAAGGAGGUUCCACCCAUGUCGUUACCACCAAUGAGACAGAGGAGAGUUUGUCCAACAGACGCAGACACAUCAUGACUGAGCUGAUUGAAACAGAGAGGCUGUAUGUGGAGGAACUGCAGAGCAUCAUGGAGGGUUAUUUUGCAGAGCUGGAUAACUCAGAGCUCAGCCACCUCACCCCUCCCUCCCUGGAGAAUAAAAGGGAUGUGCUGUUUGGAAACCUUCCAGAGAUAUAUGAAUUUCACAACAGGACGUUUCUGAGAGAGUUGGAGAACUGUUCAGAGAAACCAGAGCUGGUGGGAACCUGCUUUCUGAAAAGGAAAGAAGAACUUCAGGUGUACGAGAAGUACUGUCAGAAUAAACCCCGCUCUGAACUCCUGUGGAGACAGUGUGGAGACAGCCUUUUCUUUCAGGAGUGCCAGAAGAAACUGGACCACAAGCUGUCUCUGGAUGCCUACCUGCUGAAGCCUGUUCAGAGGAUCACCAAAUACCAACUCAUGCUCAAGGAAAUGUUGAAAUGCAGUAAGAAUGAGGGGAUGGCUGAGCUGGAGGAGGCGUUAGCUACUAUGCUGGACAUCAUCAAGUCUGUCAAUGACUCCAUGCACCAGAUAGCCAUCACUGGCUUUGAGGGAAACCUGAGUGAACUGGGGAAGCUGCUGAUGCAGGGAUCCUUCAAUGUGUGGACUGACCACAAGAAAGGCCACAGCAAGGUGAAGGACCUGGCCAGGUUUAAGCCCAUGCAGAGGCACCUCUUCCUGUACGACAAGAUGCUGCUGUUUUGUAAGAAGCGGGAGGAGACUUCAGACGGACACGAGAAGACGCCAUCCUACAGCUUCAAACACUCGCUCAAGAUGAGCGCUGUGGGAAUCACAGAGAACGUCAAAGGAGACAACAAGAAGUUCGAAGUGUGGUAUAACGGCAGAGAGGAGGUCUACAUCAUCCAGGCUCCUUCCAUGGAUGUGAAAAAUAUGUGGGUGUCAGAGAUUCGUAAAGUUCUUACAGGCCAGCUAGAGGCAUGCAGAGAAGCCAGCCAGCACAACAUCUAUGGAGCACCCAUGAGGAAUGUGCGGAAACUGGCCCUGAGACAGUCGGAUUCAUCAAGUCCAGAGUCAGGCUUCAGGAGGACCAACCCCAGCCCCAACAUGAGACAGAAGAGAGGCUGGACACAGCGACGUCUCCCUUCCAUGGACACAGAGGACUUUGAGACGAUCCCCUCCAGUGCAGAGGAAUCCUCCAACUCUUCAGAGGAGGAAGGCAACAAUAAAAAUGCUGACAGCAGUCGUUUCCGGGUGCAGCUGACUUAUGAGUCCCGUGACGCACGGGACCUCUCGCUGGAGACGGGUGACCUGGUCCAGUUUCUGGAGGAAGCAGAGAACGGACACUGGUUAGUCAAGAACCUUUUAACAGAGAAGACAGGGCUGGUCCCAUCCAGUAUACUGCAAACAACAGCUGACAGAGAUAUCUUCACUGAUUUGUGUACAGCAGCUCUCUCCGACUCGGACGAAACUGAGGCCAGUACGUGGGGAAGUGUGUCUCAGGACAGCAGAUAAACAUAGCUGACCAUUGUGGUUCAUUAUGUUGGACCACAGUUUUAUUGGAUCACAAAAAUAACUGAUAACUCUAACUAGUUUUUCAACUGUAAUUUCCUAAGCUGGACUUUAAAUAUCCAUGACUAUUAGUUUUCUACUUGUAGUUCUUCUGUUGGACUACAAAUACGGCCUGUUCCUGUUUUUUAAAGUUUUUCACGUCUGAUUCACUGAAGAUUCUCAGUGAAGCCUGUGGAAAAAGCUGGAACCUUAACAUGACUGAAUGCCACCAUGGGAAAGGCGUAUCCCCUAAAACUUUACAUUCAGCCAGCUGUCGUCUCUGGGAAACUGAAGACUGGGAGAUGUGGACACUGAACUUCCAACGGUGGGUGAAUUCAGAUUCCAUACUGUAGAAAAUAGAAUUCCAUUGUGGUUGGGCUGGAUACCUGAACUCAAAUCCCAUUUUUGACUUGGAUAACCAUAGGAUAAAAAAGUGAUAAAUUCCAUGUGCUGGUUGUGAGCAGGCCUUGAUAAGGUGCCCUGUUUUGCUGCUACACUGCGCUGAAGCAAAACUUUUAAAGACCAGCUUCUGCCUCUGCUGCCUCGUUUCAGCUGCUUCAGCUUUUCAGGUUCAAGCUGCAGACGCUCCGCAGUAGCUGUAGUCUCCAGAAGAACUUAGAAGUUAUCUUGCUUGCCUUUCCUCGCCCUGGUAGAGUACCUGCAUAAUGUUACGUCAUAUCAGAUAUAAUCUCUCAAUGUGCCAGCUCUCACACCCUGUAGACCUGCAGAUUAUCUAUAUAAAUUGCUCUAAAAGGCUGAAAGAUAUCUCCCUUUCAUAUAUGAAUUUAUAAUCCAUAUGUUCUUCUCUGUGCACUGAAGGAGCGAAACAACAUAUAGUUUGCUCUGACUGGAAUGAACUUGUAUUAUAUCCUGUUUAUUUGUUUGUAGUCACAUGGGGCAGAAACUGCCUUAUAAAGUUGAUAUGGCAACAUAUCUAAACACAUUAGCAAACACUUGCCUCAGUAGACAACAAGCAGACAUGGUGUUACAUUGGAAAUAAUUUGUUUCUAGAAACCUGACCAGUGUAAGUCUCAUGUUAACUCUCCUUAGCUGGGUUUUGGCCUUCACCAACUUAUGAGAAAUAUAACUGGGUAAAUUCUCUAUGUAGAGACAUAGAAAAUCAACAGUUACUAACUUUGUUUGUCUGCCUUCUGGUGCCAAACAGGAUACUGUGGAGCAUGUGUAUAGUAUCUUGUUUGCCUAAAGCAUCUUUCUGCUGCAUCCAGAAACAAGGCCGAUGAGAAUAACAAGACCAAAACAACCAAAACAAUGAGCUAAAAGAGGCUAGCAUUACCUGUAGAGAUGAGCUGAGCUGUAGAGCAGGGUGCUAAUUCUCUGUGGAGUUGUUACUACAAGCAACCCUUUUACAUUAAACAGUCAUUUAACUCAUUGUUCAUAUAAAUGUAUUGGUUGGUCCAGCUGGGAAAAAAAUACAAACAAAAAAGAAAGUUUGUUACCAGGGGUGCAAAAGGUGAGAAAAUAGAAUUCUAAAAGAAUUUCCCUUAUUAGCUUAUGACAGCUAAAUUACCUUCCAGCAGAAAAUACACGUGAGAGAUAAAUCCAUCAUAAUGUCUUCAGUUUAUUCUUUAUACAUGUGAAUAGCAGACGGAAGAAGCCAAAUGGCUGUUGAUGCAAAUUAAGCAUCGCUGCAGCACAUCUUCUCUCUAGAUGGAUGGGGUGCUGGUGUAAAUCAUGUUUUAGGAAACAGAUUUAUCUCUCUGACAUUUUAUGCUACUUGGACUCAUCUCCACAUAAUGGGAUAUUCACUAGCAAGCUUUUUGAGAACAUAUGUUGUGAGUCAGGGAACUGUUUGGCUAUUUCCUGCAAGUGAUUUUUCAGGGAAAUGCUCUUUAGCGAGCAGCACCUGGGUUGUUUCCUAACAUCAGUUGCAUAGGCUUCACCUGUUCAAAGAGGGAAAUAACACUGUACACUGAAUGCCAGCUGGGGAUUACGGUAAAUGUAAAUAAACAUCAGUGUUUAUUUACAUUUGCAGUGCAGUCUAAUAUUGCAUAUUUGUUUGUGUAAAGAUCAUUUUUCUGUAUCACUGCUGUAUUGUUUUACAUCAUUCUCCGUCAGAGGCUUUUUGCCAUUGUAUUGCGUUUCUACUGACAUAUGGAGUUCUGUGGACUAUUCACUGAAACAUCCAGCACCACUGUAUUUACAAAGAGAUGGCCUGUCAUCACAGGAUGGAGCCCAGACAGUUCAUAUUCGUUACAGUUUAAAUGACAGCUCCUUUGAUAUACAAUCAGUCUGUACUUAUUAGAAAUGGAAAGUGGAAACCAAAAGGAUAUCAAAAGGCUAAUGAUUCAUCUGAUGUCUGAAUACAUGUCUCAGUGUAAGACUUAGUUACUCUGUCAGAAAGCUACAGAAAGUAACUGUGAUCAGUCAGAGUUUAAGCACCCUGAGCUCUGUAUUCAGUAAUCAAAAAAUGAAUGGCUAGAUGAUGCUUAGAAGGAUAGGUACAUGAGAGAGUGGAUGAGUGGAUGAGUGGAUGGCUGGGUGUAUGGCUGGAUGGAGGGAGGAAGGGGAUGAGUAGGUAGGUAAGUGGGUGGUGAAUGGAUGGACUGGUGAUUGGUUAGGAGGGUGGAUGGAUGGAUGCCGGAUUCGUGGACGGAUGAAUGGAUGCAUGGAUGAUUCAACUGAUGGGGGUUGGCUGGUCGAAGAGGGAUGGAUGACUGGAUAGCUAGGUAGACUGAUGGGUGGUGGAUGGAUGGAUGAAUGAUGCAUUGAUGCAUAUGGGUAGUUGAUGGAUGGGUGAAUGGAUGGAUGGAUGGAUGGAUGGAUAGGUGGUCAGAUGGACUGACAUAAAAUCUUUGAUGCUAACUGGGUUACCAUCUGUAACAGAGGGCAGAACUCUAUUAAAGGUCAUUUACAUUGAUAUCAGUCUAAUUGUAAAGAAGAAGACUCCUCUUGAACAUGCUGUAUAUUAUGUUUAUCUUAUGUUAAAUGAAAAAUAUUGUAUCUUUGUAAGAAAAAUAUUUCAGUUGUACUGCAUCCUGCUGCAAUUUAAUUGCAAUUUACCAAUAUUAUAGAAUGUAUGAAGUCUGUAUAUUGUAUCUGUCAUUGUAAUGUACAUAUUGCUUCAUUGU
Molecule: messenger RNA, 6600 nt
Organism: Toxotes jaculatrix (banded archerfish)
Lineage: Eukaryota; Metazoa; Chordata; Actinopteri; Toxotidae
Gene: mcf2l2
Product: MCF.2 cell line derived transforming sequence-like 2
Exons: 31
Coding region: 173-3475 (1100 amino acids)
Biological process (GO): intracellular signal transduction
Cellular component (GO): cytoplasm
Molecular function (GO): protein binding; guanyl-nucleotide exchange factor activity
Source: RefSeq, a predicted model, not a curated record